This is a messenger RNA of Amaranthus tricolor (Joseph's coat), 3480 nucleotides long. RefSeq names its product probable inactive ATP-dependent zinc metalloprotease FTSHI 2, chloroplastic. The coding region runs from base 290 to 2893 and encodes 867 amino acids. The record is from RefSeq and is a predicted model, not a curated record. Gene Ontology annotation, biological process: proteolysis. Gene Ontology annotation, molecular function: metalloendopeptidase activity; ATP-dependent peptidase activity; ATP binding. Lineage: Eukaryota; Viridiplantae; Streptophyta; Magnoliopsida; Caryophyllales; Amaranthaceae. Gene Ontology annotation, cellular component: chloroplast thylakoid. The transcript is spliced from 12 exons.
CUUAAAAUAUAUUAAAAAAAGAAUUCAUAGCAAGGCGUUAAUCUACAUCCUAAACCCAGGCUCGCACCAGUCUCACCUUAACCUGUCUUUCCUGCUCGAUGCACGGCGUCGGUAUGUCCUCAGCGGAUGGAAUUCUUCCUGAACUUCUAAUCAUUCACUAAACUUGGCUCUUCAUCAUAACAUGCUCUACCAAUUCAUCAUUACAAGGGGCGUUUCAAUCAAGUUCGUGCUUCUUCUCUUUGAAUUUUCAAUCUUUCUUAUAAAUUACUUGUACUAAUUGUCAAUUCUCAUGGCUUUAGUUCCGCACUCAUUUCCAUUGUUUCAUUAUCCAUUAAAAUCACGCAAUUAUAAUUGUCCAUUUCAUAUAAACCCAAGAAUUUCAUGUCAAUUAUCAAAAAACGUACAAAAUAGUGAUGAAGAUAAGAAAAUCAAUAAUGGGUUAGAACUUCUUAAGUUAUCUGUAACUCUUACAGUCAUAUCAAUUUCACUGCCACAGCCUGUAAUGGCAGCAAAAGUUGCUGAUAAGAAACGGGCUAAAAAAACUGUAGAAGCAUUAACCCCAGAACAGUUAAAUUCAUGGUCUCAAGGGUUGCCUAUUGUUAAAGAAAGAUUACCCUUUUCUGAUGUAUUGAAUUUGAAGGAAGAGGGUAAAAUUAAGCAUAUAAUUAAGCCUCCUAAUGCGACAUUUAGGAAAAACCCAGAAUGUAUUUUGGUUGUUUUGGAUGAUUCUAGGGUUUUAAGGACAGUUUUACCCUCUUUGGAGGGUAAUCCUAAGUUUUGGAGUAAAUGGGAUGAGUUGAAUAUGGAUUCUAUUUGUGUUAAUGCAUACAGUCCACCUGUUAAGAAGCUUGAUUUUCCUACGCCGUAUCUGGGGUUUUUGUCUAGAGUACCUUUGUGGGUGGUUUCGAGGUUGAAACCAAAGCCACAGUCGAAGAAGGCGUUAGAGUUGAAGAAGAUGAGGGAGGAUUUGAAGAGGCAGAGAACGGAGGAGUUGAAGAAGAUGAGGGAGGAAAGGGAGAUGAUGGAGAAUGAGUUAAGAAAGCAGAAGAAGAUGGAGGAGAGGACUAGGAGAAAAAAGUUGCAGGAGAUGAAGUAUGAGGAGUCAUUACUUCAGGCUCGAAGAAAUUAUAAAAUGUUUGGGAAUUACUGGGAAAAUUUGGCUGAUGAUUCCACUGUGACUACGGGUCUUGGUAUUCUUUUCUUUUACAUAUUCUACCGGGUGGUUGUUCUUAAUUAUAGAAAGCAGAGGAAGGAUUAUGAGGAUAGGAUGAAGAUUGAGAAAGCUGAGGCCGAAGAAAGGAAAAAGAUGAAAGAGUUAGAGAAGCGAAUGCAAGGACGAGAGGAUGAAGAUGAUGAAGAAGAGGGGAAGGGUGGAGAAGAAAAUGCGUAUAUGAAGAUGGCAACACAAUUCAUGAAGUCAGGUGCUCGUGUGCGUCGAGCUCGUGGUAAAAGACCACCUCAAUUUUUGGAAAGAGAUGUAGAUGUUAAGUUUUCAGAUGUUGCUGGGCUUGGUAAAAUACGACUUGAGCUAGAAGAGAUUGUCAAGUUCUUCACACACGCGGAAAUGUAUCGCAGAAGAGGAGUCAAGAUACCAGGUGGCAUUCUUCUUUGUGGAUCCCCUGGAGUUGGAAAGACACUUUUAGCAAAAGCUGUGGCUGGUGAAGCUGGUGUAAACUUUUUCUCUAUUUCCGCUUCUCAAUUUGUGGAGAUAUAUGUUGGGGUUGGUGCUUCUCGUGUGCGAGCACUUUACCAAGAAGCAAAAGAUAAUGCUCCAGCAGUGGUCUUCAUUGAUGAAUUAGAUGCUGUUGGGAGGGAGCGUGGUCUUAUAAAGGGUUCAGGUGGACAAGAGCGUGAUGCUACACUAAACCAGCUUCUUGUGUGCUUAGAUGGUUUCGAAGGCAGAGGGGAAGUAAUCACUAUUGCUUCUACAAAUAGACCAGACAUUUUAGAUCCGGCACUUGUCAGGCCUGGUCGGUUUGACAGAAAGAUUCAUAUUCCUAAACCUAGCCUCCAAGGGCGUAUUGAAAUUCUACAGGUCCAUGCUCGCAAGAAACCCAUGGCUGAUGAUGUGGACUAUAUGGCUGUUGCUAGUAUGACUGAUGGAAUGGUGGGGGCGGAGCUUGCAAAUAUUAUUGAGGUUGCUGCUCUGAGUAUGUUGCGUGAUGGAAGAAGUGAGAUUACAACUGAUGAUUUAUUACAAGCUGCACAAUUGGAAGAAAGAGGAAUGCUUGACAGGAAGGAUAGAAGUGCAGAAAUGUGGAAGCGAAUAGCUCUUAAUGAAGCAGCACAAGCUAUAGCAGCUGUGAACUUUCCUGAUCUUAGAAAUAUAGAAUUUCUGAAUAUUGCUCCUAGGGCUGGUAGGGAACUUGGUUAUGUUCGUUCAAAAUUGGAUCAUGUCAAAUUUAAGGAAGGACUGUUAAGUCGGCAGUCUCUUUUGGAUCAUAUUACAGUUCAGCUUGCAUCUCGAGCAGCUGAUGAGUUAUGGUAUGGUGAAGACCAGCUAAGCACGAUAUGGGCUGAAACAGCUGAUAAUGCUCGUUCAGCAGCUCGGACUUUUGUUCUUGGUGGCCUGUCUGAGAAACAUCACGGCUUGAACAACUUCUGGGUUUCUGAAAAAAUUGAUGACAUUGAUCUGGAGGCUUUAAGGAUUGUCAACAUGUGUUAUGAACGCGUAAAAAAGAUCUUACAAAGAAACCGAAAGCUUGUAGAUGUUGUGGUUGAUGAACUAGUUCAGAAGAAAAGCCUGGCUAAGAAAGAAUUCUUCGAACUUGUCGAGAUGCACGGAAGUCUUGAACCCACUGCACCGAGUAUUCUUGACAUCAGAGCCGAGAAACGUAAGCACUUGCAAGAAAUGAUUGCUGAUCAGGAAGCUAGUCUUGCAAGCAAAGCUUAAAUGAGAAAUCUAGAGGAUGUUAUUCUCCAUUGAGAAAUUCUAUGGUGACUGAAAAUUGCUUCAUUCUUUAUAAUAAAAUCCCGUUUACACCAUCCGCUGAUCUUCUGGGUUAAGAUUGGGGGGGGUGAAGAGUAGCCAUUAUAAAUUAUAAUGGAGCAGACGUCGUUAUUGAAUUCCUACUGCAGCUCUGCCCGGGUAAACCCAUGGGCUGUGUUCAGAUUUUAAACGUAUGUAAUCUGUCGACGGGUUCAGUACCAGGAAGUUUUUUCAGUAGGUGAAUCAUUAUGUCUACGAAAUAGAGAUUGUAUUUUAAUCCCUACAUUGUCGUUGUCCUUACUAAUUGCAAGGUUUCCGUCAUUUUUGCCUAGACGGAGUUUAAAAUAUGAUGAAAAAGCAAGAGAAAUCCAAUCAAAAUUUAGUUUCCAUGACAAUAUCAGUUGAUUCAACCCAUUGGGAUUUAUAUUUUUCUGAUUUUGUACUAAAUUAUAAUGUAACUUUUAUUAGUCUGGUAUUACAACAUAAUUGUGAAUCAAUCGGUGUAAUGAUUCUGUAAUCGACAAGAGUUUUGUUGUAGAAUCGUGGACGUC